Messenger RNA from Coffea arabica (coffee), 1677 nucleotides. Its product is annotated as protein AGENET DOMAIN (AGD)-CONTAINING P1. The record is from RefSeq and is a predicted model, not a curated record. NCBI's taxonomy places the organism in Eukaryota, Viridiplantae, Streptophyta, Magnoliopsida, Gentianales, Rubiaceae.
AUGAAACGAGCACCACAGAUGCUCCAACUUUUUCACAAGGGAGAUAGGGUGGAAGUCCUCAAAAGAGAUUACUCCUACAACAAAGAUGGAGUUUUCGUUUGGUUUCCAGGAAUAGUGCUCCAGCCAUCCUCCACCAGGUGCACCAACCGACCGAAGAACCACAUCUAUGUGGAGUUCAAGACCCUUAGAACAAUAGCCAUUGCAGUCCAAGAUGAGGAUAAGGAUGAUGAUGAUGAUCAUAACCGGACCCCUCUGCUGAGAGAAUUCGUGGACCUUGGUGAUGUUAGGCCGGCGCCACCCAAGGAGUUGCAUAGGUUCUUUAGAAUUGGAGAAUUCGUGGAGGCCCUUGUGGGGAUAGAAAUAGCAAGGGUUGGAGGAAAGUCAAGAGGGAAAAGUGCCAUUGUGGAGGAAGUAGAGCAGUGGGGACUUAGGGUUGUUAGGGAUUGGGAUGACGGGUUUUGGGUACCAUCCCUUGAGCUUCAGAAACCCUCACCCGAUUCAGAUACCCUUUCGCAAAGUGUCAAGUUGAGGAUGAAGUACCACCAAAAGUCAUCUUACCCAAAGUUUCACAAGUGGAUGUCAGUGGAGGUCAAAAGUGAUGAAGAAGGUUUCCAGGGAUCAUGGUAUGAAGCAACUAUGCUUGGAUCUUUGGGAAAUGCCAAGCUCCUGGUGGAAUACCUAACACUCAUGAUAGAGGAUGAGACUCAAUUUUUCAAAGAAGAGGCUGUGGAUGCUUGGAAUAAUGAUGGUUGGUGGGUGGGUCAUAUAUCCAAAGUUAAAGAUGGCUUCAAGUACAAGGUUUUUUUCGAGAAUACAAAUGAGGAAAUUGAUUUUGAACAUGUCCAAUUGAGGCCUCAUCAGGAUUGGAUCAAGGACAAAUGGGUUGCAGCUCCUAAUGUGGUUGAUUUACAGAGGAGUUCAGCUAAAAUGGGGAUAAAGCCUAGAGACUUGAAGCUCAAGAUAAAAUGUAGUAGAAAUAUAGAAGAGGAGAAGUUCAACAAGGGGAUGAUGGUGGAGGUCAAGAGUGAUGAACAAGGAUACCAUGGUUCUUGGUAUACUACAGCCAUUGCCUACCCCAUUGCAGAUGACAGGUUUUUGGUUGAAUAUCAAACAUUGAGAACAGAUGAUGAAUCUGAACCCCUUUUAGAUGUGGCUAAAAGUUCUUACAUCAGGCCUUGUCCACCUCAUAUUCAAAAGCUUGACAGUUAUAAAUUGCUUGAAAAAGUUGAUGCAUGGUAUAAUGAUGGAUGGUGGGUUGGCCUUGUUAGCAAAGUUCUUAGAAACUUAAAGUAUGUAGUUUAUUUCUGGACCUCAAAUGAGGAAAUCAAAUUUGGUCAUUAUGAUUUGCGGCCUCAUCAAGAAUGGACUGGGGAAAAAUGGAUCACAGCUUUCAGGAUGCUGAAGAAGUCCAAGUUACUAAAAUCCAAGCUUGGAAAGUUGAGGGGACAAAUUGGUGGAGUGGAAUUGGCUCCGCGUUUUUGCAAUGGGAUGAAGGUAGAGUUUAAAAGAGAUGAAGUAGAGUACAUGGGUUCUUGGUAUCCUGCAGCUAUUGUUAAACCCAUAGGAAAUGGAAAGUAUUUAGUGGAAUAUCAAACUCUGAAGACUGAUGAUGAAAUUGAACGUCUCAAAGAAGAAGCUGAUGCUUUAUGCAUAAGGCCAUGCCCCCCAAUUGUCUAG